UUGCUAUUUCACAACCAGCUGUCACAACAUACAAAACAUGCUUUCAUAACAACAAAAAAACACAUUAUUUUCUCGCCGCUCAAGCAUGGUACUACUAUGAGUGACUACUUUUAUCUAGAUGUUGAAAUAAAACUCGCUGAAGAGCCGAACCAAUUGUCCGCACUAUACCUGAAGGGCAGCAUAGAGCGAUCGCUGACGAAAGUGUUCGGCGAAAUCGGUGGCCAAACUGAGGUUGAUCUGCUGAAAUUUGACGCACAGCGAAAGCGUAUUAUCCUGCGCGUGCCGAAAGAAUUCUACGUGAAGCUCCGCGCUGCCAUAACGCUGAUCGGAGAGUUCCAAGGAGUGCCCUGCAACUUCCAGGUAAAGAAGGCAUCGCCCCUGCUGCUCUCGUUGGUGGAAACGCACGUAGACUUUGCCGGUCAAACCGUCGCUUGAAUCAUGUCGCUGUGCAAAAGCUACG
Molecule: messenger RNA, 460 nt
Organism: Anopheles arabiensis
Lineage: Eukaryota; Metazoa; Arthropoda; Insecta; Diptera; Culicidae
Product: ribonuclease P protein subunit p14-like
Exons: 2
Coding region: 97-435 (112 amino acids)
Biological process (GO): tRNA 5'-leader removal
Cellular component (GO): ribonuclease P complex
Source: RefSeq, a predicted model, not a curated record